AUGGCCACCGUCGCCAUCUUCCGGUCGCCGCGCACCGCCGCGAAGCUGCCGCAAUGGCAAUGCGCCCGCCCCCUCGCCGCCUUCGCCCUGCGCCGCUCCUUCUCCUCCUACCUCGUCACCCCCAAGGAGCUCGACGAGGCCCUCAAGAAGAACCCGCCCUCCAAGAUUAGCCCGGAGCCCCGCGUUAUUCCCCUCUGCGCCUCCUGGUUCCUGCCCAACGACGGCCGCACCGGCAUCGAGGUCUUCCGCCAGCAGCGCAUCCCCAAGGCACGCUUCUUUGACCUCGACAAGGUCAUCGACCGCCGCAGCCCCUACCCUCACAUGCUGCCCUCCGCAAAGGACUUCGCCGCCGCCAUGAGCGAGCUCGGCAUCCGCAAGGAGGACACCGUCGUCGUCUACGACAGCAAGGAGCUCGGCAUCUUCAGCGCCCCGCGCGUCGGCUGGACCCUCAAGAUCUUUGGCCACCCCAAGGUCCACCUCCUCAACAACUUCAAGCUGUGGGUUGACCAGGAGCUGCCCACCGAGUCCGGCGAGCUGUACAGCGUCGAGUGCUGUCCCUACCCGAUCCCCAAGCUGGACGAGAGCAAGGUUGCCGAGUUCGAGGAGGUGCGUGAGAUUGCGCUGGACCACAACAAGGAGGGCGCCGAGGGCGUGCAGGUUAUCGAUGCGCGGUCGCCGGGACGUUUCACCGGAAAGGACCCCGAGCCGCGAGAGGGACUGUCGUCAGGCCACAUGCCCGGCUCGAUCAACAUCCCCUUCAACGCCGUUCUCGACCCCGAGACCAAGGCCUUCUACCCGGCCGAGAAGCUGAAGCAGAUCUUCAAGGAGAAGGGCGUCAACCCUGAGAAGCCCAUCGUCUCGAGCUGCGGCACCGGCGUGACUGCCUGUGUCAUUGAGACUGCUAUGGAGGAGGCCGGAUGGGGUUCCCCUGAGAAGCGCAGAGUAUACGACGGAAGCUGGACCGAAUGGGCGCAACGGGUCAAGCCCUCCGACUCUCUCAUCCGGAAGGACGAGUAA
This is a messenger RNA of Colletotrichum siamense, 1017 nucleotides long. RefSeq names its product Thiosulfate sulfurtransferase TUM1 (gene TUM1). Lineage: Eukaryota; Fungi; Ascomycota; Sordariomycetes; Glomerellales; Glomerellaceae. The transcript has 2 exons. Gene Ontology annotation, cellular component: mitochondrion. Bases 1 to 1017 code for a protein of 338 amino acids. Gene Ontology annotation, biological process: transsulfuration. Gene Ontology annotation, molecular function: thiosulfate-cyanide sulfurtransferase activity. The record is from RefSeq and is a predicted model, not a curated record.